AGGCUGAUCCUUUCCUGCAGAACUGAGGGUGCAGUACUCUUGAAAGGAAGACAACUAAACUCAGACACAAUGUAGUAAAAUUCUUCGUGUCCAGGAUCUAGUCAAAACUAAUAGAUGAUCCACUUGGCAUGAGAAUGUGACCUGUAACAAAGAAGGGAAGAGUCAUGGUAACAGAUCCAGGCGUGAUGGAAGUGGCGAGCAAGGACAUUAAAGGUGUUACUAAGAUGCUCUGUUUGCUCAAAGUAGAGAGAAAACGUUAAGACAGAAAUGGAAGAUAUAAAAAGGAAGGAAAUUGAACAGAAUAUCUCUGGAACAAGUGUCCCAUGCAGAAGAAUUCCACAUUAUUUCUGUUGACUCCCUUCAAAGAGGUGACACGUAAUUCCCACCCUUCAGUGUUGGCUGCACACAGACUUCCUUCUGAGGAGUACAGGAGGGGGUGGGGGGAGAGACUGUACAGUGGAGACGCCUGACAGACAGGCCUCCACCAGCAGUGAUGAGUCACGUUGACGGGUGUGCCCUGCCGUGCUGUGAUGGGCAGUGCAAGCCACCUCUGUGGUCUUCCUCUCCAAAAACUUACAUAACCCCAACUCCUCAUGAGGGGAAAACAUCAGAUGAAUCCAAGUUGAGCAACAUUCUACACAGAAGCAGCCCCGUCCUCAGAGCUGUCAGGGGCGUCAGGAACCAGGAAAGUCUGAGACUGUCGAGAAUGACGUAAGGAGACGUGCAUGGAAUGGAAUGUCUCAGAUGAUUGUCCUGGAAUAGAAAGACCUAUCAGAGUGGGAACAGCUUCCACGUGCUGGACCAGGGCCAGUUCGCCAAGGAGGUGCUGCCCAAGUACUUCAAGCACAGCAACAUGGCCAGCUUCGUGCGGCAGCUCAACAUGUCGGGGCGGUGGCCGUGCCGGAGUGAGGGCUGGGUCCCCAGCCCUGAGGCAGCACUGCCCCACCCUGUCGCACGCAGAUGGCUUCCGGAAGGUGGUCCACAUCGAGCAGGGCGGCCUGGUCAAGCCAGAGAGGGAUGACACCGAGUUCCAGCACCCGUGCUUCCUGCGCGGCCAGGAGCAGCUCCUGGAGAACAUCAAGAGGAAAGUGACCAGCGCCAUCUCAGUGACUGCUCCCCUGGGGACCCAGGUGUCCACCCUGAGGAGCGAGGACAUAAAGAUUCACCAGGACAGUGUCACCAAGCUGCUGACCGACGUGCAGCUGAUGAAGGGGAAGCAGGAGAGCAUGGACUCCAAGCUGCUGGCCAUGAAGCAUGAGAACGAGGCCCUGUGGCGGGAGGUGGCCAGCCUGCGGCAGAAGCACGCCCAACAGCAGAAAGUCGUCAACAAGCUCAUCCAGUUCCUCAUCUCGCUGGUGCAGUCGAACCGGAUCCUGGGGGUGAAGAGAAAGAUCCCGCUGAUGCUGAACGACAGCAGCUCCGCGCAUUCCAUGCCCAAGUACGGCCGGCAGUUCUCUCUGGAGCGCAUCCAUGGCCCGGGGCCCUACUCGGCUCCGUCCCCGGCCUAUAGCGGCUCCAGCCUCUACCCCCCAGACGCUGUUGCCAGCUCCGGACCCAUCAUCUCCGACAUCACCGAGCUGGCCCCCGGCAGCCCCUUGGCCUCCGCAGGCGGGAGCGUAGCUGAGAGGCCCCUGUCCAGCAGCCCCCUGGUUCGAGUCAAGGAGGAGCCCCCCAGCCCACCUCGGAGCCCCCGGGCAGAGGAUGCCAGUCCCAGCCAGCCGUCCUCCGUGGUGGAGACGCCCCUGUCCCCGACCGCCCUCAUUGAUUCCAUCCUGCGGGAGAGCGAGCCUGCGCCGGCCGCCUCGGCCCCGGCCCUCGCCGAUGCCGGGGGCCGCCCCCCCUCGCCCCGGCCUGCCUCGGCCCCCGAGAAGUGCCUCAGCGUAGCCUGCCUGGACAAUGUGGCUCGCGCUCCACAGAUGUCUGGGGUCGCCCGCCUCUUCCCCUGCCCCUCCUCCUCUCUACAUGGCCGAGUCCAGCCAGGGACCGAGCUCAGCGACCACCUGGAUGCCAUGGACUCCAACCUGGACAACCUGCAGACCAUGCUGACAAGCCACGGCUUCAGCGUGGACACCAGCACCCUGCUGGACUUGUUCAGCCCUUCGGUGACAGUGCCUGACAUGAGCCUGCCCGACCUUGACAGCAGCCUGGCCAGCAUCCAGGAGCUCCUCUCUCCCCAGGAGCCCCCCAGGCCUCUUGAAGCAGAGAGCAGCAGCCCUGACUCAGGGAAGCAGCUGGUGCACUACACGGCCCAGCCCCUGCUGCUGCUGGACCCUGGCUCCGUGGACGUGGGGGGUGGCGACCUGCCGGUGCUCUUCGAGCUGGGAGACGGCUCCUACUUCUCCGAGGGGGAUGACUACACAGACGACCCCACCAUCUCCCUGCUGACGGGCUCGGAGCCCCCCAAAGCCAAGGACCCCACUGUCUCCUAGAGGUCCCAGGAGGAGGGCCGGCCUGCGCCCCACACACCCCCACCCCACCCCCACCCCCCAGUGCAGGGCUGGUCUCAGUAGUACCGGGCCGGCUGGGCGGGCAUGGCCCCCAGUCAGCACCGAGGGCCCAGCCCCAUGAGCAGUUGCCUGCUGGGGCCUUCACGGCCACACUCGGACUGACCGGUACGCGGGUGCUCAUAGAAUUGUAUUUUGGAUUUUUACACGAGAGUCCCCCCUUUCCCCUUCUGUAGAGAUAUACAGGCAUAUACGUGGACGGACGGACAGACGAGACAGAGAUCUAUAAACGACGGGCUGUGUG
This is a messenger RNA of Lagenorhynchus albirostris (white-beaked dolphin), 2748 nucleotides long. It is a transcript of the gene HSF1, whose product is annotated as heat shock transcription factor 1. Gene Ontology annotation, biological process: regulation of DNA-templated transcription. Gene Ontology annotation, molecular function: sequence-specific DNA binding; DNA-binding transcription factor activity. NCBI's taxonomy places the organism in Eukaryota, Metazoa, Chordata, Mammalia, Artiodactyla, Delphinidae. Bases 726 to 2429 code for a protein of 567 amino acids. The transcript is spliced from 14 exons. The record is from RefSeq and is a predicted model, not a curated record.